Molecule: messenger RNA, 636 nt
Organism: Paramecium sonneborni
Lineage: Eukaryota; Ciliophora; Oligohymenophorea; Peniculida; Parameciidae
Source: the annotation of a GenBank genome assembly
CUUUGAAUUUGGAACAUAUUUAUAUGUAUUUAAUUAUUAUUCGAUUGAAAUUAGUUAGCAUUACAUGGAAGUUAUGGUAUAAUUUGGCUUUGUAAAGAUUUGAUUUUUCCUGAUUAAAAUUUUUAGAAAUAUACAACAAUUCCAUCAGCAAUAGGAGGAAGUUUAAUUUUGAUUGCAUAUUGGAUUUUACCAGUGAUUUAAGUUACAGGUUAUGGAUAGAAUUAAAUUAAAGCUAACUUUGUAUGUAUUAUUGUAAUGUUGUAUGUUUUUGGAGUUGUUUUAAUGAUGUCUAGUGAUUGUUAAAAAUAUUAUACAUUAAAAUAUAAAAAGGGGUUAAUAAAAGAUGGAUUAUUCAAAACAAAUAGAAAUCCAAAUUAUACAGGAGAGAUAUUAAUAUAUCUUUCAUUUGCAAUGAUUACAAAUAAUGCUUUAAGUUAUUGUAUUGUAUUUAUGUCUUGGAUUUUUAUGUUUAUUCCAUUUAUGUUAAGAAAGGAACUUUCAUUAAGUAAAAAGGAAGGUUGGAGCGAGUAUAAGAAAUAAAGUUUUUUGGUAUUUUGGAGAAUUUGUGGAUCAGAUAUCAUUAAUAUGUUAUUAUAUUAUAUGAUGAUUGUGUUAAUAAUUAUUAUAAUUCUAUGA